Molecule: messenger RNA, 581 nt
Organism: Sorghum bicolor (sorghum)
Lineage: Eukaryota; Viridiplantae; Streptophyta; Magnoliopsida; Poales; Poaceae
Exons: 6
Coding region: 42-350 (102 amino acids)
Source: RefSeq, a predicted model, not a curated record
CAGCAAAUUUAGUGUACUCAGUCGAUGCCUAUGGAUCAGAAAUGUAUGUUCCCAAUAUUGCAUAUAUAGGUGUGAAAAAAACAACACAAAAUAGCAGUAUUAUCAGCAUGUGGCCAUUAUGGUAUGAAACCAUUACAGAAGACAUGCAUGGCUACCCUUGUGAACCAUACUAUUUACACAACACCGGCAACUUCGAAGCAGGAGACUCUGACCUUGACAGUGAGCAUCGUAGAGAGGUCCACAAACAAUACUAUGAUCUUCAAGAUGGAAACAAUGAGAUGACCUCCCGAUUAAAAGAAUAUGUAGCCGGAUUUUCAGACGAUUCAGAUUGGGAACCAUAUGCACCAUGACCAGGUAUCUUCAACACCAAGCAAGACAGCAUAUUUUGGCAACAAGCUUCAAGCAAUGAAGAACAAUAUUCUGGCAGUCUGGAUUAGACAUAUAUAUUACUACUAUGUAAUUGAUGCAUCCUGUACAUACAUGCAUGUAUCGUAUUUAUAUUAGUCUAAUGUACUUGGCUACUCAGAACAAGUAUCUAUUCAGUACUUCGGCGAACAUAUAAUGCAUCCAUCCUGUAAAUA